ACUCCUACUGUUGUUUUUCACUACGUGGCGUAUUAUUGCAGUUAAAAUAGGCGGGGCUUUUUAUGUUUUAUGGUUGCUGUUUAAUCAUUUGAUUUUGUUGUCUGCUAUUUAUUAGUACAAAAAGUAAAACAUCACGAAAACCGUUAAGUGCCAAGAUGUUUGCGAAAUUAAAGAAAAAAGUUGAAGAUCUUGAAGGAUCUGAUUUACAUAAAUUAGCAAAUUCUAUAAGUUUCUCAAAUAUCAGUGGAGCUCCUGAAAAAUCUCCUUCGUCUAAUUCAAUUAAGUCUCACGAUAACUUUGCUUCAACAUCCCAGUCUCAAAAGGGAUCAACUACGAGCUUAUCCUCAAUGGCAGGAACUUCGAAAAAUGAUGAAGCUGAUGCCAAUAUGGCAGCAGAAAAGAAAUGGAGGCAAAGAUUAGUUGAAAUAGAGAAUGAGUGGAGAGUGAAGGUUAUGGUGCAAGAACAUGAGAAGGAGCAGGUUGCUAAAGAUCGUGACAUGCUUGGACAGCAGAAAAGAAAAAUGGAAGAAGAAAUUAAGGAACUAAAAAGUUAUCAAGAUAAAUAUCUGAAAGCAGAGGAAAACCUUAAAUCGUUGCAGGAAUCAAAUAAACGAGAGUCAGCUUCCCUUCAGCUUUUGUUGUCAAAUGCAAGUGUUGAAGUUGAAGACAUGAAAACCAAAGAUGAUUUACUUCAAAAAGAACUGAAUAAAAAAGAUGAAAUGGUGAAAAUGCUUCAGGUUCAACUACGACUCAAUGAGGAAAUGCACCACAACACCCAAAGCUCAGAUUCAGAGGUAAACAGUCAAGAACCCAAUAUCGAUCGAAUAGAACGAGAAAAUCUCCUUCAGAAACAAACAGAAACGGAAGAAAGGUUGAAGGCACUUGAAGAAACUUUGGUUGCAAAAGAUGGCGAGCUUCAGCGGUUACAAAGGCAUUUCGAUCAAGGGAAAUCAACUCUUGAAACCAUGACGCAAAAUUGGCAGGAUGAAAAAACGCAUAAUUUAAGUUUGAAAGAUAAAAUAGCUCAGCUCUCGGAAGAAAAAGAUCAUUUCGUUGUGCGGAAUGCAGAACUAUCUCAGCAAGUGUCACUGAGUCAACAGCAAUUGCAGCGGACUGAGAAGGAAUUGCGAGAGCUUCAGGAUAAAUUUAGCGACACGGAAAGGGAGAACCAACAAAUUAAACUCCUUUUGUCAGACGCCGAAGCCCGGGACGAGAACUCUGAGAGAACGUGCAAAUUGCGAUCCCAAAUUGUCGAAUUGGAAGCCGCAUUUUCAGAGAAGAACAAAACGAUUAAAUUACAGCAACAGCGAUUGAGCGACAUGAAAAAGACUCUGCAGAAAGAACUGAAGAAUCAAAAUAAUGAUCCCGACAGUCUUUCGGUGCCGACAUCCGCGUCUUCCUCUACCGCUCCUAAAAGUCCCGUUCUACCCAAAGCCCCUCAACCUGCCAAGAAUGAAAUGGAUGAAGUAAACUUUAAAUAUUUAAAGCACGUCAUAUUCAAAUUUUUAACGAGUCGGGAAUACGAGGCUCAGCAUUUAACGCGGGCCGUUUCAACGUUGCUCAAGUUGACGCCAGAUGAAGAGAAACUGCUGAAAGAAACGCUGGAGUGGAAAAUGUCUUGGUUUCGAUCACGGCCGGACUUGGGAACCGGCCAAGGCGCUAUGUACAUUCCACCAACGCACUGAAGCAGAAGCACACCAUCUCAGAUUGCUUCUUGUUGUUUGAUUUUCUUUUUCCUCCAACUAUUUUAAGUUCGAGCCGCAGUUUAACAGCUGAUUUGCUCCAAAGAAUCUUAACAUUGUACAGAAUUCCUUUUCGACUUGAUGUCGUUCGAACGCUCUACACGUUGCCUCCUUUGGGCCUGUCUGGAUACUGCAGCUAUAGUGAAAUCAUGUAAUAAUGGCUUUUUUUUUUAUUUAAAAAAAAAUAAUAAUAAUAUUCCAUUUCAAUGUUUAAUCAUA
Daphnia pulex (common water flea) is the source of this 1961-nucleotide messenger RNA. It is a transcript of the gene Golgin97, whose product is annotated as golgin subfamily A member 1-like. The transcript has 5 exons. The record is from RefSeq and is a predicted model, not a curated record. NCBI's taxonomy places the organism in Eukaryota, Metazoa, Arthropoda, Branchiopoda, Diplostraca, Daphniidae. The coding region runs from base 156 to 1685 and encodes 509 amino acids. Gene Ontology annotation, cellular component: Golgi apparatus.